Messenger RNA from Suillus fuscotomentosus, 1011 nucleotides. RefSeq lists its product as uncharacterized. The record is from RefSeq and is a predicted model, not a curated record. Lineage: Eukaryota; Fungi; Basidiomycota; Agaricomycetes; Boletales; Suillaceae. The coding region runs from base 1 to 1011 and encodes 336 amino acids. The transcript has 4 exons.
AUGUUUCAGCCUAAUGAUUGGGGUCUGGAUUCAACGAUUGCUACAGCAGUGGAGCAUUCCAUUCGCUACCAUCCGCGGAAAUGUGACAAAUGCAAGAAAUCAGGCAAACCUUGCAUUGUUCUGCCGGACAAAAAAGUCGGAUGCAUACGACUCGUUUGCACGAAUUGCGACAGGACAAAGGUGACUUGCGCAAUUGAUGGAAUGGGGGUCCGGGACAGGUUGCAGGCUCAAGCCAAAGCAACGGCGGUGACACAAGCCGCCGAUCGUCCCAAGCGCUCCAGGUCGCGCGUCCCCAAGGCCCGAGCUGUCAGCGAGAUGUUGAAAAAGGACCCACCGGCACCAUUGACCAUGCCAGCCGUGCCUUUAUCCACCCCUGUUGUGAAAGAAAUUGACGAACGUGGUAAUGUUGAGAAACAACCGAUAAAUUUGACAGUGACUCCUGUGGAAGAGACGCUGGUCUCACUCAUUGCCAAACCCGGGCAGACCAGCCAAUCGGAGCAAGUCCACCCUAUGGGAGUCGAUCGUCCAGCGGAACAAGAGCCAACCGCAAAAGACAUUCUGCAGGCCAUCCGGGACCUUGGGAGCAAGUUUGACCUCCUUGCCACCAAUGAGAGGGUGGAUGCAUUGGAUGCCAAGGUCAAUUCGGUGGAGGAAGCCAUGUCAUCGUCGGUCAGGCAUUUGUCAAAUUGUCUCCGGGACCACAAAGACGACCUGGAAGCCCAUCGACCUCGUGUAAACACCACGGCCUACGCUCCUCCACAGCACCCGACUGCUCAACUUCCGGGGUGGCUCCAUGGCGCCGGGGGUGUUGAUGAUGUGGGCAUCUCUACGGUUGGCAGACAGUGGAUGCAUGCAUGGGACCCAUCUGUAGCGACUGGUGUGCAAGGCUGCCUCGAAACAUCCGCAUCGGCUGCACGGACAGGUUAUCAUCAUGAUACCCCUGUUAUUCACGCAAAUUCAAUCAAAUCAUCCCGAUUGUCCAGCACGCCGUCAGCAAUGUCCGAUAAGUAG